Molecule: messenger RNA, 789 nt
Organism: Aspergillus bombycis
Lineage: Eukaryota; Fungi; Ascomycota; Eurotiomycetes; Eurotiales; Aspergillaceae
Exons: 2
Coding region: 1-789 (262 amino acids)
Source: RefSeq, a predicted model, not a curated record
AUGGACUCAACUUCAGAUCCGCCCCCUCCAUACUCCUCCAUAACAUCAGCCACUCCCGAAGAAGAAACCCUACCUCCAACCACUCUCAUCCUAUCAGACAAACUCAUCCACGCCGAGACCGUCCCCUCAACACCACUCUACCAGAUAUCCCAAGACAUAGCAUCUCUGCCCCAAAAGUUCACAUCCGUAAAAUUCGAACGAAUAGAAACGGACGCGCCUUCAAAACUAGACAGCAAAUCUCCCGAACCGCAGAAGAAGCACAUGUUCUACCUCGCUCAUCCGGCGCAUGCGCGGUACCGGAAAGAUGUCCCCGCCUAUUAUAUCACCUCCGUCUCCCUUGGGUGUUUGGGUAAUAUCCGCUUUGAGGUGAGCAAGUCGCGGUUUCAGAAGGCGGAGUUUCGGGCGCUUCUGAGCGCGGGGAAGAGUAUGGACGAUAAGCCGCUGUUUUGUGAGGAUGCUGAGAUACCUCUGUUCACGGUUAAGAUGAAGUGGACUGGGGGUGGGUAUCGGUGGACCGAUGCUCGGGGUAGGGAGGUGGCGUUUGAGGGGGGGAAGGGCGAGGGGGUGAAGUUGGUUGUUACGGCAUCUAUGGAGCAGAAUGUGAGGGAUGCCCUGAUUGCAUUGUGGGUUUUGAGGGCGUGGUAUGAUACUUUGGAGAGUAGUCAGGCUAAAGCGGAUGAACUAGCAGCCUGGUUGCCGCCCUCGGCGUAUGCAGGAACGGAUUUCGGCGCCGUGAAAAAGUCGGGAGCAUUAGGGGCUCUCGGCGCUCUUGGUGGAGGUGGUGCUUGA